UUUGCGGAGCAGACAGAGCUGUCGGCGAUUCUUCCUGUUGUAAAGUCAUGCUGUGUGUAACCUCCUGUCGCCGAUCCAUCAUGCAAUGUGUGAACACCGCAGCGACUGAACGCUACCCCAGAUAGUCGUGCAGUGUGAAAACAACGGUGAUCCGAUGACUCUGAAAAUCAUGCAGUGUGAACUCGACGUGUUAACACAUGAAUAGUGCAUCGCUAUGUACGUUUAGGGAGUGCAGAUGCAUGCAUAGUUUGUUUCAGUACGCGGCUUUGGUCAGGUACGCGUUUGUGUGUGACAACCUCGGACAUCAGCCAAUCACAGACGGCCGUACAUUGGUCAGCCAAUCACAGCGCAGCGCCGAGCGUCACAACCGGGACGCUGCAGCUGAGCGCUGAUGCUUAGAUCAGUGUAAUAUCCAACGAGACAGGCGCAACCUCACACCUGCUUUUCCGUUAUAUUACUUCACCAAACCGACGGAUUCUUUAAGACUUACUAUCAUUCGCGUUUAACCAACAUCCAUGCGAUUCUUCAGGCUUACCUUCAAGUGCUUUGUCGACUGCUUUUGAGACCCUUUUAUUCAUUGUCUGCCAGCGACGCACGUCAAUUAUUAUAAUUUGGAGAUCAAUCUUGUCAACGUUCUGCUGAGGAUCAAUUUCACACAAACAAUCAGACAGCAACCCCACGGAAAAGUACUGAACAACGCGAAUUAAAAAAUAAUAAAACGUGAAGAACCGUUAUUUGUAAAUUCUCGGGCGCGCGGCGCUCCUGCUGGCCAGCGCGCGGCAUGUCGCCAGAAGAGCAUUUCUCCAACUGCUCUAAAAACUGUCGAGUUAUCUGAACAGGAUCCAGAUCUGGUCUCUCCAUGUAUUUACCUAUGAUGGCGGCACGUGUGAGGAUGAAUCUCAGGAGGAAGCAGAAGUCGCCCGUCCUUUGGUGUCAGAGACUGAGGGGUCCAGUACGGAGGUUGCUGAGCCCAGUGUUUGCACGGGUUUGAUGGAGACCGGUGACCCCAACACAGACCUGGGGCAUUCAGAGCGACAAACAUGGAGCAGACAGAUGGACUUUAUCAUGUCCUGUGUUGGAUUUGCUGUUGGCCUUGGAAACGUCUGGAGAUUUCCUUACCUCUGUUAUAAGAAUGGAGGAGGUGUGUUUCUGAUCCCCUAUAUCCUGAUGGUGUUUGUUGGAGGUGUUCCAGUGUUCUUCCUGGAGAUCGCAUUGGGUCAAUUCAUGAAACAGGGUGGGGUCGCCACAUGGAACAUCGCGCCUCUUUUUAAAGGGCUUGGAUUGGCAUCAAUGGUGAUCGUGUUCUUCUGCAACACCUACUACAUCAUGGUUCUGGUUUGGGGCCUGUAUUUUCUGGCUCACUCCUUCACUUCCCCUCUGCCGUGGGCCACGUGUGGACACGAGUGGAACACGGUCAACUGUACCACUAACUUCAGCCGUGCGUGUUUCAAUCAGUCACUGUCCCCUUCCCUUCCCAACGUCUCCUCCCCCAACACCAGCGCCAGCUGUCUGGAGCACACGGGUUUGCGAUCAUCUGUUAUGGAAUUCUGGGAGCGUAAAGUCCUACGUCUGUCUGGUGGUUUGGAUGAAGUGGGUGACAUCAACGGUUACAUGGUCUUGUGUCUGCUUGCUACGUGGGUCAUUGUCUACUUCUGCAUCUGGAAGGGUGUUAAGUCCGCUGGAAAGGUUGUAUAUUUCACAGCUGUGUUCCCAUAUCUGGUCCUGGUGGUCUUGUUUGUUCAUGGCGUCUCACUGCCAGGAGCUAUUAAUGGCAUUAUUUACUACCUGAAACCAAACUGGAGCAAACUCUCAGAGGCACAGGUAUGGAUUGAUGCUGCCACACAGAUCUUCUUUUCUUAUGCUAUCGGUCUGGGGGCCCUGACAGCUCUUGGGAGCUACAACCGAUUCAACAACAACUGUUACCAGGAUGCAUUCGUUCUGGCUCUCAUAAACAGCGGCACAAGCUUCUUUGCAGGAUUUGUGGUUUUCUCAGUUUUGGGAUUCAUGGCGUCCGAACAAGGCGUCGACAUCAGCAAUGUGGCAGAAAGUGGUCCUGGUUUAGCAUUUAUUGCCUAUCCUAAAGCAGUGUCGCUCAUGCCUUUAGCGCCGCUGUGGGCGGUGCUGUUCUUUCUCAUGCUUCUGGUGUUGGGAUUGGACAGUCAGUUUGUUGGUGUUGAAGGCUUUAUUACUGGAAUAAUGGACAUGCUGCCCCCAAAGUCAUUCCUCGGCUCUCAGCGUCGUGAAGUUAUUGUGGCAAUAUGCUGCUUUACCUGUUUUACUAUUGAUCUUUCCAUGGUAACACAGGGAGGGAUGUAUGUGUUUCAGCUGUUUGAUUAUUACUCCGCGAGUGGGAUUACUCUGCUCUGGCAAGCCUUCUGGGAGUGUGUGGUGGUUGCCUGGGUGUAUGGUGCUGAUCGCUUCAUGGACAAUGUGGCCUGUAUGAUUGGCUAUCGUCCUCUGCCGUAUAUGAAGUGGUGCUGGUCUUAUGUCACUCCGGUAGUGUGUAUGGGUGUUUUCUUUUUUCAUGUGGUCAACUACAAGCGAUUAGUGUAUAAUGCGGUGUAUGUGUACCCGUGGUGGGGUGAGGUGCUGGGCUGGUUUCUCGCUCUCUCAUCAAUGCUUUGCAUUCCUGUCACCGUCCUCUACAAACUGCUGCACUGCAAAGGCUCUCUCAUGGAGCGUUGGCAGCAUCUGACGACACCUAUCUGGGGUCGACAUCACCUCGAGUUCCUUCCACCUGAGAAUGAAGCCAGACUUCUACCAAAGGCAGAAGAGAAUAAAAACACACUGUUAUAUGAAAGUGUCAUUUAAUAUCCUGGCCAGCACUAGCAAAUGAUCGGAUACAGACAGCACUGCCCUACACACACUCACGCACACGCACACACACACACACACACACACAGUAGUGUUCGCUCUGUCAUGAUGCUAGAGAAUCAUUCAAGUCAAGUCCAUACUACACUGCAGAGCACCCAUAUGCCAUUAACAUACACAGUGUCAUCCCACUUCAGCCACACUAGAGCCUGCACAUAUCAACUGUCAUGCAGUAAUAAUGCUGAUCUUCUCUCAGUGUAAUUAUAUUUCAGAAGAAGGCCUCAGGCGCACAAGAUAAUCAUGCGAGCUUGUGCUUGACUGACCGUUAUCUGCCAGUGUGCUGAUGUUGUUCAGUAUUAUGUGUUUGUGUUUGUGUUUGUGUUUGUGUUUGUUACGUUGCACUGAGAUCAUACAGCAGUGUUUUGGAGCAGAGAGUGGGCUAAUUAAUAAAAAAUAAAUGAAAAAAAUUUAGACCAAAAUCAUAUUGUGUGCAU
Messenger RNA from Onychostoma macrolepis, 3305 nucleotides. Its product is annotated as sodium- and chloride-dependent creatine transporter 1. The transcript is spliced from 15 exons. NCBI's taxonomy places the organism in Eukaryota, Metazoa, Chordata, Actinopteri, Cypriniformes, Cyprinidae. Bases 991 to 2811 code for a protein of 606 amino acids. Gene Ontology annotation, biological process: sodium ion transmembrane transport. Gene Ontology annotation, cellular component: membrane. The record is from RefSeq and is a predicted model, not a curated record.